This is a messenger RNA of Pistacia vera, 508 nucleotides long. RefSeq names its product NADH dehydrogenase [ubiquinone] 1 beta subcomplex subunit 9. Lineage: Eukaryota; Viridiplantae; Streptophyta; Magnoliopsida; Sapindales; Anacardiaceae. The record is from RefSeq and is a predicted model, not a curated record. The transcript has 6 exons. Gene Ontology annotation, biological process: mitochondrial electron transport, NADH to ubiquinone. The coding region runs from base 51 to 407 and encodes 118 amino acids.
AACGAACGACUGAGACGGGGGGAGAGAGAGAGAGAGAGAGAGAGAGAGAGAUGAGCGGAGCAGUAUCAACGGCAGGGUACCUGGCGCGGCGAGCCGCGCAAAAAGAGAGAGUUAGGAUCCUCUAUCGCCGUGCUCUCAAAGAGACACUCAACUGGGCCGUCCAUCGCCACCUCUUUUACAAAGAUGCCGACGACCUUCGCGUCAGGUUCGAAGCCAACAAACACGUGGAGGAUCUUGACACAAUUGAUAGACUGAUUGAUGUUGCUGAAGCAAGCUAUAAUAAGUGGCGACACCCUGAUCCUUAUAUUGUUCCUUGGGCUCCUGGUGGUUCUAAGUUUUGUAGAAACCCGCCUCCACCUGCUGGGAUUGAGAUAAUAUACAACUAUGGCAAGGAAGAUAAUGACUAAAUCUUACAUCUUUCCCGUGGCAAUAAAUAAAAGGUUGAGUUGAUCCAUGGCUAUGCUCGGAAAAUGAUGUCGAAGGCUCAUACUCUGUGUUUUUCCCUUUU